Molecule: messenger RNA, 2503 nt
Organism: Sphaerulina musiva SO2202
Lineage: Eukaryota; Fungi; Ascomycota; Dothideomycetes; Mycosphaerellales; Mycosphaerellaceae
Exons: 6
Coding region: 447-1526 (359 amino acids)
Cellular component (GO): nucleus; ribonucleoprotein complex; cytoplasm
Molecular function (GO): mRNA binding
Source: RefSeq, a predicted model, not a curated record
AUUACAGUCACAUCCACCACCGCCACUCCCACUCCCACCACCCUUCCACCCUCCCUUACCUUCUCCCUCACCACACUGACGCUGCCACUGCCACCAGGGGCCUCUCUUUGCUGCUGCCGCCCGGCCUUCCGUUGCCUCUCGCUCACGUUCCCUCAGACCACGCACCGCGCCCGGACAAGGCGACUUCGAGAAGCUUUCCAUCGCUCCUUCAUCACCGCGCCCGCGCCCGCGCCCGCACCUUCACCACCACCAUGGCCGAGUCUGGCGUCAGCAACACCCGGCUCUAUCUGGGGAACCUCCCACGCAAUGGUACGCUCUCUCUCCUGUGGACUUUCAAUGGAUAAGCAGGAUGGCCUGUUCUGGUUGGACACUCGUGUGGCCCCGCGCAAUAUACAUCGUGAGCAUGGAAGGAGGAACUGGCCAUCUCUGCCGCUGCCUUGCUCCUUAUGUUCUGUGCCCCAUUUUCUGCGCUUCGUGUCGGACUGGAGCCGGAGCUGGCGCUUUAUUGGCCUUCGCACCAUCCAGCCAGCCAGCCGACCGAGAGUCCUGACCUGGCAACGCUGACCGGAAUUCGUGAUACAGCUACCAAGGCCGAUGUUGAGAACCACUUCAACACCCAUGGCACCGGCGAGAUUACCGAGAUCAAGCUGAUGAAUGGCUUUGGCUUCAUCGAGUACAAAGAUGCCAUGGAUGCGCGUGAUGUCGUUCCAGCUUUCCAUGGAUCGGAGUUUAUGGGUGAACGACUUGUGGUCCAGUUCGCUCGAGGCUCCACUCGUCCUCGUGAAGGCUUCGAGCACCAACCGCGGAUGGCUCCCCGACCAAGGCGUACUGUCCAUCGCAUGACCAUUACCGGUCUUCCCUUUGAGACUAGCUGGCAGGACCUCAAGGAUUUCGCUCGUCAAUCCGGACUCGAUGUUGUCUACAGCGAGGUCAACCGCGAGCGUGACCCUGCCGGCACUGGCAAAGGAUUUGUCGAGUACGAGACUGCUGCCGACCUAGCGUCUGCGGUCGAAAAGCUCGACAACUCCGAGUUCAAGGGUGCCACUGUCCGCUGCAUCUCUGAUCCCCAAGCGGAUGUUCCACGACCGCGCGAGCGCUUUCGAUCUCGUUCGCCUGGCUUCCGCGGCGGUGGUCGCGGCGGCUAUGGCCCACCACCUGACGAUUACUACGAUCGUCGUGGUCCACCUCGUGGCUACAGCCCACGCCGUGACGACUACCGUCGUCGCACUCCACCGCCGCGCGACUACUAUGGCGGUGAUCCUCGCGAUGACCGCUAUGGCCCACCACGCGGCGGUCGUCCCCCGGUUGAUGACUACUAUGGUCCACCUCGCGGCGGACGCCCACCAGUGGAUGACUAUCCUCCACCACCACGUCGUGGAGGAUACGAGCCAGAGCCGUACGCGAACGGACACGGCCGUGAGCCAUACGCUGGGCGUCCGCGCAGUCCGCCGAGAGACGGCGGCAGAGGCUACGGCGGUGGUAGCGGCGGAGGUCGCGAGCCAUAUGCGGAGCGGCCUUACUGGUGAUUACUAUCACCUUCACCUGGCCUAUGAGUACUAAUGGAAUUAGAUGCACGUGCUAGGACCGAGCGCUUUCACACCAGCACAUACGAGUCUUUUACCUGGUUUGCAACGUAAAAGGGAGGGAAAUCACACGAGUAGUCCCGUCUCUAGACUGUACUCUCACGGGAUUGAUGGAUGGACUCGAGAGGGGACUUUGACAAGGUCGUUUUGGGUGCAUCGGCGAACAGCGAAAAGUGGCGGUUAUGUUUAUUCACUUCACGCUGGUGCGUCUCUUCUCCAUGCAUCGUCCAUACGCAUCCCCUGUGGCUGUGUCACAAUGCGGGCGAAUGGCGAGUUCUCUUCAGAUUGUAAUAUACUCCGGGAGAUGGCCAGUGGCGUUGCAUUCACGUUGACUGGCAUGGUCAGCACGAGCCAGAGUGUAACAUCAGACUGGUAAAGAGUUAAAAACAUGGGUUGAACAGGACAAAUGACAUGCAGUAUCAUCUCUUUGCCCUGUCUUCGAGUGCCCUUGUGUCCCAUACUGAUCCUCUUGUGCAGGAACCUGUAGCCCAUAUGCGUCGAAUCGCACUUCAGUCGUGGCAAUACCAUGGUACAAGUGGGAAUUGAUGACAGCCACGCCUGCACAUGUCCUCUCUUCACCUUUUGCGCUGAGCGUGCUCUUAUUGCUCCAUCUCGCCGACUGUGGCAGACAUGAUGUCUUGUCAAGAGUCGCCUACGUUCCUUCCCAUGGCUUCGUCGUGAAUGCAGGUAGAGAAGUGAUGGGUGAUGGUAGAGGCGAUGGCGACUGCAAGAUUAGUAGGCGCGACCCACAGUCGGUAGGAGACGAGAGGCACGAUUGUUGAGGCUAUGUGGUGUUGGAUGGAGCAAGUGCUGUUCUCUCUCUGGCUCUCUUCCUGUCAACGCUGACUUCUUUACCACCAUCCAUCCAAACAUCAACAGCUCAAUUGAACUGUAUCUUAUAUCAUCGUUGAAAUACCAAC